CCUGCCUCCCCCUCCAGUAUUUGCAGCCCUUCUUUCUUUAGCAAUCUCCUCCUCAGCCAAAGGCGGUAAAUCUCCAUAGUAGUGUCCAAAAUGUGUCACGGCCACCCGCGACACCACCCGUGCGCCCACACAUCCAUCAAUUGGCACUACUGCCCUUCAGCACUCAUAGACUUGGAGACAGGCUAUGAGACGCCUUGCCAGAACACCACCUUUGCACCGGUUCAGCCCAUCAGUUCGGACUGUCCGCUGCAGAACUGCCAGUUCAAGGACAAGGGCGGCAGCUGGACGUGCUGCUCUUGUCAGCAGGGACCCAACACCAGAGGGUGGUGUACCAUGCCAUCGAGCCGAUUGCAGGUGAACCCAGAGUCAUUCACCAUUGAGGCCGUGGAGUCGACUUGUGAUCAUGGCUGCUGCAGCAAGUGUAUUCGCUACGGACCGAGCCGCGAUUCAACGCCAGACAUGAAAUUCUCCGAGAUGAUGAGGGGUUCAGCCUCCCGCAAGUUUGGAUAUGGCAGUGCCACCAAGUCGCACCGACGCGGGACGGCGUUUUCGCUCGUGGGAGGGUUUCCUCCCGUGACGAGAGAGGAGUCGUCCUCGUCCUCGCCGCCUUCCAGGUCAAAGUCGAGCCCGACGGGUUCUGAGUACAGUCUUGAGAUGGGCCACUCGGCCAGCAAGACCAAGUCGAGCAAGAAGCGACACAAGGGCAAGUCGCGGUGAAUAACUUGGGUUCUUUUGCUUCCGUGUACGCCAGUGUGGAUGGGUGUUUGAGAGAGGUGUUGGGAGAGCGUUGUGCUGAUGUUCCGUUGGAUUUGCAAACCGGUCUGGUGUCAUCACAGCGUUCGGCAUUUCAGUGCCCAUAUGAUAGGC
Molecule: messenger RNA, 867 nt
Organism: Ilyonectria robusta
Lineage: Eukaryota; Fungi; Ascomycota; Sordariomycetes; Hypocreales; Nectriaceae
Exons: 2
Coding region: 91-717 (208 amino acids)
Source: RefSeq, a predicted model, not a curated record